AUGGAGGAACUAAAAUCUGCUAUGGAGGAGCACAUGGAGCUUAUGGCAGAUCUUGUUCAGAAAUUUUCCUCCGAUCUUCGUGUUGGCUUUCGCCCCGCUUACGAUAACUUUAUGGGUUUCAUCCAUGCCGUUGACUGGAAGGAACCUUGGAUAAUGGGAUUAGUAGGAUUCCAUGCUGUGUUGGUGCUUGUAACUAUCAUCUCUAGGAAGAAGACGGACUUUCAAAUGUUCUUGUUCCUUUUGACAUUGGCUGGUGUAUAUCUUGCUGAGACUUUGAACAAAUUUUUGGGGAAAAACUGGAAAAGCUUCUCUGGUCAGAACUACUUUGAUCCCAGUGGACUAUUUAUGUCGAUUCUUUGGUCGGGGCCUCUUCUUAUCAUUUCUAUGAUAAUCUUGAUCAAUACACUCGUCUCCUUGUGUUACUUGAUUGUUAAAUGGAAAAGAGCCGAACUGAGACAUCGUGCAAGGGCUGCUCGUGACAAGCAGGAGUAG
This is a messenger RNA of Sphenostylis stenocarpa, 492 nucleotides long. The record is from the annotation of a GenBank genome assembly. NCBI's taxonomy places the organism in Eukaryota, Viridiplantae, Streptophyta, Magnoliopsida, Fabales, Fabaceae.